AGCCCCGGCUGCUCAUUGACAGAGGGUCCUGAGGCCUAGGACGGUGCUCCGCAACGCGAGGCGCUGGUGGGCCGUGGAGAGGCCGAGUCCGGAACCGGGAGGCGCGCGGGGGUGGGCGCUGCAGCCGCGGGUUGUUUAUCUGGAGUACGGAGGGGAGGGGGGAGCCUGGAAACCGCCCCGUGUCCCAUUUCCUCCUCUUGUUUUCGCUCCGGAUUCUCCAUGUUGGACCCAAACUGAGGAGCCCGGAGCUGCCGCCGGGGGAUCGGGGCCAGGGGCACCCGGGGAAGCUGCUGCCCGGGCCGCCCGCUCUCCAUACAGGCCGCCUCCCUUCGUGGGCCAGGGAGGGAACAAGAGCAGGGAUGUGAACAGCUGUGGGAGUCCGAGUCUCGCGAGCAGGAGCCGGAGCGGGCCCCCGCCCAGGCCCCCCAGCCCAGCCCAGCCUGCGCGCUCGCCCGUCCUCCCGCCCAGCCAGCCCGGGCCCGCGGGAUUGUUAGAUGGAACACGGCUCCAUCAUCACCCAGGCGCGGAGGGAAGACGCCCUGGUGCUUACCAAGCAAGGCCUGGUCUCCAAGACCUCUCUUAAAAAGCCUCGUGGACGUAACAUCUUCAAGGCCCUUUUCUGCUGUUUUCGCACCCAGCAUGUUGGCCAGUCUAGCCCCUCCACUGAGCUCUCCGCGUACAAGGAGGAAGCCAACACCAUUGCUAAGUCUGAUCUGCUCCAGUGUCUCCAGUACCAGUUUUAUCAGAUCCCGGGGACCUGCCUGCUCCCAGAGGUGACAGAGGAAGAUCAAGGAAGGAUCUGCGUGGUCAUUGACCUGGAUGAAACCCUUGUGCAUAGCUCUUUUAAGCCAAUCAACAAUGCUGACUUCAUAGUGCCUGUGGAGAUCGAGGGGACCACUCACCAGGUGUAUGUGCUCAAGAGGCCUUAUGUGGAUGAGUUCCUGAGACGGAUGGGGGAACUCUUUGAAUGUGUUCUCUUCACUGCCAGCCUGGCCAAGUAUGCCGACCCUGUGACGGAUCUGCUGGAUAGGUGUGGGGUAUUCCGGGCCCGCCUGUUCCGUGAGUCCUGCGUGUUCCACCAGGGCUGCUAUGUCAAGGACCUCAGCCGCCUGGGGAGGGACCUGAGAAAAACCCUCAUCCUGGACAACUCGCCUGCUUCUUACAUCUUCCACCCGGAGAAUGCAGUGCCUGUGCAGUCUUGGUUUGAUGACAUGGCAGACACUGAGUUGCUGAACCUGAUCCCAAUCUUUGAGGAGCUGAGCGGGGCAGAGGAUGUCUACACCAGCCUUGGACAGCUGCGGGCCCCUUAGCGUCCCCAGCUUCCAAGCAACGGUCAUCCCAGUAGGGGACUUGCCUACACUGUGCCUUUAUGAUCAGCCUGACAGACGGAGCGGAAGCUGGAGCAUCUCACCAAAGGGGGCCUGGAAAUGGAAGUGAUGGGAAAGAACUUUAGGACAGGUUAGAUGCCGAGUGGGCCAGUGUCAGACCAGUGAUACCCCAAGCUGCCCACUCCCUGAAUUGGGUUUCCCAGGUCUGCGAGAGAGUAUUGCCUUGAACUGCAUUCAAGGAUAUAAGUGUUUCAGGUGGGGGAAGCUGGAAGGUCAAGGCUCUCUCCAAGUUAGUCCAUCUCCUCUCCAGUCACCUGAGAGCCACUGCGCUCUGUAGGGACGAAGACUCUUCCAGGCUCCAUCGCCAAACUCAUGGCCUUCCCUCAGUGUUGUAAGGCUUGUGCCAAGGAGAAAGGGAGGGUCAGAGGCUGCUUUUGGGUGCCCCAGGCACACUCCCUUUUGAAAUCUUUCUCCAGCCACCUGCUGCAGACAGACGGCAAUUUUGGAAGAUGAAAGCUUGUUUCCAGGAGCAGUAGCCCCAGUGGCCAUCAAGUCCUGCAGCCCAAAGGCUGCACUUGCCCCCAGCCGAGUGCCUGGCCUGGGCCUUCCUUCGUCUCCCCAAGGCUUGGGUGCUGGGCCUGCCUUCUUCACUACCUAGCCAUAAUUCUCGAACCCAUGGGAGAGGAGGUCUGCCUGCCGUGGAAGAGGGCAGAUAACUGAUUUCCGUUCUUUUGACUCUGUUUUAAAAUUCCCUUCCUAAACAUGGAGUGUUGGGCCUGUUUUGUUUCUGAUGAAGCUGCAGUCCUGGGCUUGAGGUGAAUGUGUGUGGCGCUGGGGGUGUAGGGAAGAGGGAAACCCCCCCGAAGCCGUGAAUGUGUGUGUCCCCUUAGCUUGUAUGUGAAUCAGCUGAGCUUGGGACUAUCUUUGAGUCCACCCUUCAGGGAUUCUCUGCUGGUGCUGGUGCAAGGACUUUGUUCCAAAGUCCGGGAAGGGCACUCCCUCUCUGCCCUUCCUAUUUCUUGGGCAGAGCUCUUUCCUAUCGUGUCUUCCCCUGGGGCCUGGCCUGUGCACAGCUCUCUGCUCCAUCUUCAUCCUUUCUGGCUGUUGCUCUUUCUCUCCAGGACCUCAGAGGCACGCCUGCUUUUCCUGGGCUGAGGGGGGUAGGUGUCCUUAGCAUUACUUGGCCAGCCUGCGCACAGGCCUCCUGCCUCUGGCAACGUGUGAUGAGCCCUUCACAUACCUGCUCUUUGUGUGUUUCCUGCUUUCAAAGUUUCUUAAUAGUGAAUGCUUUAAAAAGGAGUCACAGAAUGGAAGUUUCCCCAGGAUAAAAAACAAAAGGGGAAGUGCUACUGUGAUUGGGAGCACAAGGGGCACCCAAAAGGUGGCCCUACUUCAGCAUCACUGCCUUAAUUGUGGCCCCUCCCAGGGCUCGGUGGGGUUCUCUCCUCUCCCUCCCUCCAGUCCCCAUCUCUGUUUUCCUGGAGGCGGGUGUUACAAAGCAUUUGUGCAUUGUUUCAGGUGUGAGGACACUUUCCUCUCGGCCCUUAUAUCCCUUGUUCUUUUUAGUUUGCACGUACUAGGUCCAGCCUGAGGAACUGACCUGUUUGGAGAAAGCCAGUCGGGGGGGCAGCAGCUUGGUGUUCUGAUUUGGUAGCUGGAUGACUCGAGUUUUUCUCUAACAUUGUGGUGCCAUCUCUCUGCUUUGUCCAAGGUUGUAAGGCUUUCUGUUUCCCUUUGGUGUCACAGCAAUGGAACAGAGUCCCAAAGCCCAUGUGGUCAUUUCCCCCUGCAUCAUUCCCUGGUUCCCACAGGGUGGUCCUGCAGCGGGGGAGAGGGCUCUGGUGCUAGCUCGGAACCACAGCUCCUGCAGGAAAUGGAGGCUUUUCAUUCUACGACCCAGGUCUGGGCCUCCAUCCUAAUACUGCGGGAGGGGCUUCUCCCUCAGGACCCACCCUUAAGGUUCGUUUAGCCCUUGGGUCAAAUCUGCCAUCUGGACCCAGCCAGGCUUUUCUGACUAAGCAAUAAGAGGCUGUAAGCUGGUCCAGUUCCAAGGACCCUUUCUGCCCUCCUUUGGGUCUCUGUGUACCUCCCAGUGAAGGGAGAACCUGUGCCAGCCCUUUUCCUGUCAUGCUUGUCCGAGUGUGGCUCGUGACCAGAGCCCAGGGUACCCUGGGGGGAGUGUCCCUGCAUCUUCUGCAUGAAGCCCCCGCUCUACAGGCCUCCCUCCCCUCAGAACUCUGCCUGCCCCCCUACAGUUCCCCAGCAGAUAUGCCCUUUCCACUUCCCCAGAGAAGCAAUGAAGCCAAAUGCUCCACACGGCCCAGAGCUGGCCUCGAUUGCUGUCUGAUUCCAGUCUCACUGCACAUCAGGGGCAAGUGUGGAUGCUCCUGGGAGGGGUCAGGCGAGACUUGCGGAGGAAGGAAAGGUGGGGAGGGAGCCGGUCGCCUCAGGAUUAGUUCUAGGGUUUCUUACCAGCCCUUCUUGUUUGAGGCUGGUCUUUGGGGGGCAAUUGGCCAUCAUGCCUGGUCAGCACCAAUUCAAGCCAUGCCAGGAACCUGCCCACCCGCCAGGUUCAGUUCCUUAAUGUGCCUCUUCAGGGACACGGUGUGUCUCUCUGAUUGGGCUUCUAAAUCAAAAGCCUGAUGUUCGUGUCCCUCUCAUAGGGGGAGCUUUGGACACAGGACCAGUUUGGAAAGGGUCAGAUAAGAGUUUUCACUCUGCACAUUGUAGAGGGAACGCUCUGUAGGCCCAUGGGUCCCUAACCGUAUAAAGGUUGAAUUAAUUUGCCUUCAGUUAACCUGGGACCUUCUCUUUAGUUCCCUUCUGCCUCCCAAAGAUUUUGACCAUUUUGUAAGUGUACAAACUGACCUCUGUUAACAGUGGCCCAAAAGCUCCUUUGCAUGGGAAAUCUAAUAACAUCUAGUCCCCGGGACAUGGGUGCCAUUCUGUUCCACUGCCCCUGCGCUGUGCCUGAGGCUUCGUGCAGUAGGGCAGCCCCCUGAGGCUGUCCCCUGUCCCGUGUCCCAGCCAGGCGAGUGUUGAGGAAGGUGAGCCUCUUCUCCCCUUUACGUCUUCAGUUGGUUACUUCACCACUGUCGUACGUCAGUCACUUUGUAAAAUGGGGUUUCAUUUUGGUUCCCCCUCUUUUUAACAAAUAUUUUUAUUCAAGCAGGGAAGGGAAGGCAGAGGUCUGGCCUGCUACCCCAUCCCUUUCCUGUAGGGCCUGCCCCCACAGCAGACCCUCUCCUGACCCCGUGAGCUUCUUCGCCUGCAGUUACCCCGGUGCGACGCCCUCCGUGUCGGUGUCUCUGGCCCUUUCAAGAAGCUGUUUGGAGGGUGGGGUCUGCUUCCCACUGUGACUGGGCUAUGGGAUUCUGACUACCUUGCUUACAGAUUCAUGGUUUGAUAAAUUUGUUAUAUUCAUAAACUUGAAAUGUGGGACGCCA
This is a messenger RNA of Phyllostomus discolor (pale spear-nosed bat), 4774 nucleotides long. RefSeq names its product CTD small phosphatase 2 (gene CTDSP2). The transcript is spliced from 8 exons. NCBI's taxonomy places the organism in Eukaryota, Metazoa, Chordata, Mammalia, Chiroptera, Phyllostomidae. The record is from RefSeq and is a predicted model, not a curated record. Gene Ontology annotation, molecular function: RNA polymerase II CTD heptapeptide repeat phosphatase activity. Bases 495 to 1310 code for a protein of 271 amino acids.